Phragmites australis (common reed) is the source of this 1826-nucleotide messenger RNA. Its product is annotated as cyanidin 3-O-rutinoside 5-O-glucosyltransferase-like. The record is from RefSeq and is a predicted model, not a curated record. The coding region runs from base 61 to 1518 and encodes 485 amino acids. NCBI's taxonomy places the organism in Eukaryota, Viridiplantae, Streptophyta, Magnoliopsida, Poales, Poaceae. The transcript has a single exon. Gene Ontology annotation, molecular function: UDP-glycosyltransferase activity.
UAGCAUGCAAUUUCUGAAACAGCAGCUACUGAGUGCACCAACAAAGGAGCUACAGAAGUGAUGGCCCAUGAAAAAGAUGAAGAGCACAACAAUGGCCGGCAGGGUCGCCGUAGCCACUUCCUCGUGGUGGUCUACGGCAUCCAAGGUCACCUCAACCCGGCACGUACUCUGGCCCGUCGCCUCGCUCAUAUUGGUGGCUGCACCGUCACUCUCGCGGUCCCAAUCUCUGGCCACCGCCGCAUGUUUCCCUCCGACGAGAACACCGAGGAGGCCAAUGAUGGCGCCAUCUCCUACAUCCCCUUCUCCGACGGCAAAGAUGAUGGAAGCUGGCCCAAGGACUCAGACGACAGGAUGCAACGCCGUGAAGCAAAUUUCAAGAGCCUCUCGGCUGUAGUCAAGAGCCUCGCAGAUAGUGGCCGGCCGGUCACCUGCAUGGCGUGCACCCUUAGCAUGCCAGUAGUUGGUGAAGUAGCUCGUGAGCACAGGCUUCCGCUCGCCGUCUAUUGGAUCCAACCAGCAACUUCUCUUGCAACCUACUAUCACUACUUUCAUGGGCAUGACAAGCUCAUCGUCCAACAUGCAACCGACCCGACAUAUGAGGUAACCCUUCCAGGCUUACACCCUCUUAGAAUCUGUGACAUGCCAACCUUUUUCACUCAAAAGACGCACAACGAGCUGUCUGAGAUGAUCCUCCAAGCGUUACAUGAGUUGUUUGAGCAAAUGGACCAAGAGAAGCUUAUGGUUCUGGUGAAUACAUUUGAUGCAUUGGAAGAUGUAGCACUAAAAGCAAUCCAGCCAUACAUGGAUGUCUUCGCCGUAGGGCCUGCCGUUCCCUCUCUUGAUGCACCACAACAACACAAAAACACAACUGAAGCACAAAUAAUCCAUCUCUUUAAGCAAGAUGAUAAGAACUACAUUGAGUGGCUCAAUGCACAACCCGAGAAUUCGGUGGUAUACUUGUCAUUUGGGAGCUUAAUAACAUAUACCAAGCAACAAGUGGAAGAGAUCUUGCAUGGCUUACAAGCCUGUGGGCAGCCAUACUUGUGGUCAGUGCGCAAAGAGGGGCGUUCAGAGGAGGCUGAUUUCUGUUUGGGGGAGGUAAAUGGGAGCAAGGGGAUGGUGGUCGAGUGGUGUGACCAGCUGCAGGUCCUGUCGCAUCGAUCGGUAGGGUGCUUCGUCACACACUGUGGGUGGAACUCAACAUUGGAGGCUAUAGUGUCAGGUGUACCAAUGGUAGCUGUGCCAAGUUGGUCAGACCAGCCCAUGAAUGCAUAUCUGAUAGAACAGCAAUGGUGUGUGGGUAUCAGGGCGGAACGUGAUGCAGAGGGGGUCCUAAGAAGAAAGGAACUUGUAGGUUGUGUGGAGUUGUUGAUGGGAGACAGUGAAAAGUCGGUGCAGAUAAGGGCAAAUGUGAAUAAUCUGAAGGAGAUUGCACAGGAGGCAGUAGCUACAGAUGGGCCACUGGAAAGAAGCGUUCAUAGCUUCGUUAAGAGGGUGCAAGAUCUAGGCAACAGCUAGUCAUCAAGGAAACAAAUGUCAACGUCUCCGACUUGAUACAAUAAGAAAUAGCAUAGUCUUGGCAACGAAAAUUGCUCAAGGGAAUCAUGAGUUGUUCUGUUUUCAGCAAAUGGACUGCUUGAUAUGACCUGAUGUGCUUCUGCACUUUUGUAAAAGCAAUUUUUGGUUUCAGUUUGAUAAAAAUGUUGUUAUGGCUUGUAUACUUUUCUUUUUUUAGAAAGAUCUGGAGAGUGUCCAGCUUAUGUAUUAAUAAGGAGAUAAGCAGUUAGUUGCGCCAGAGGCAAAAGAAGAGCCGGUCAGAAGGAGAU